AUGCAAGCUAAGGGUCAGCGUCCAGAUUUUUAUACUUAUUGUGUAUUACUGGAUGGAUUAUCCAAGAAUGGCCAUAUUGAUGAAGCAUUGUUGUUGUUUCUGGAGCUAGAAUGCAGUGGCAUAAAUCCUGAUAUUACUAUGCACAAUAUUUUAAUUGAUAGAUUUUGCAAAGAUGGGAAGCUUGAGAUGGCAAAGAAUCUAUUUGGUAAACUUUCUGCUAAAGGUUUGCAGCCUGAUGUUCGCACUUUUACUAUGAUGAUAGGUGGAUUUUGUGAACAAGGGCUAUUGGGUGAGGCAAAUGAUUUACUUGUGACAAUGGAAGGGACGGGUUGUAUGCCUAAUCAAGCAACUUACAAUGUUAUGGUUCGUGGAUUCCUUAAAGCAAAUGACUACACUGAAGCAAAUAUACUUGCGGAGAAAAUGAUUGGGAGGGGCUUUUCAGCAGAUACAUCUACUUUGGCUGCAAUAGUGGAUCUACUCUCAGUUGAAGGUCAAGAUCCUACACUCAUCACCAAAAACGGACUCCAAAUGGCUUCGAUCUAG
This is a messenger RNA of Camellia sinensis, 543 nucleotides long. NCBI's taxonomy places the organism in Eukaryota, Viridiplantae, Streptophyta, Magnoliopsida, Ericales, Theaceae. The record is from RefSeq and is a predicted model, not a curated record.